CUGAAGCGCGACUGAGGGAAACUUCACUCAAAACCGAGCUAGAAGAACCGGAAAUUGCGACCAGAGGAUUGUGGGAUUGUGGAGGACCUCUGGGCUCCUAUCUUAGAACGUCGAAUGUGUUACAGCGCCAGUACACAGUCUGCCCUAUAGUUCUCAGUAUCGUAGUAUUUGGACGCCACUUCUGGUGGGAAAUUACUUCUGUUGGGCUUUUUGCUCUUAAGACCGUUGCAGCGAGGAAGGUUGGGAGGAGAAAUAAAAUUGGGCAAGUGUCCAGUGACUAACAGUGGAGGACCCAAGGGUCCCGAGCCUCCGAGCCACAGCCUGUUAGGAAUCCGGCUGCAAGCAAAGCUCGCAGGAGCUGCGCCUCCUGUCUCCCACCCCGUGCACCGCGGGUGAGUGAGCGAAGCUCACCUGAGCUCCAUAUCCCGUCCCCCCCGCCCCCCCCCCCCCCCCCCCCGCUCCUUCCCCCGUCGCCCUGUCUUCCGCGAAAUCGGUCCCUGGAGCCAAAAAAUUUGGGGACCGUCUCUUAGGGCAUCUGAGUGAGUCUGAAUCUUUUCUGGGCUCACAUUACAAAGCAAGGUAGUUUUUCAUCAGCAAAAGCGCCCGUGUUUUUCAAAGCGAGAUCCUGGCACCGGCAGCAUCAAACCAUCAGGAUCCAAGGUAAAAAAAAAAAAAUGUCCAUUCCGUCCCAUGACAAACUUAAGGAAUUUGAGUUUGCGGUGAGCGCUGUAGCUCGCCCUGCGCCCGGCCCCUCCCCUCCCCUCCCCUCCCCACCCCUCCGGGCAGUCAGCUGGGAUCUGAGCGCUCUGGAGCCGCCCGCCUCCACCUCCCGAGGCCCCGCCUUCUGCCCAAUAUUGGCGGGAAGGCCCCAGCUGCUAAGCGGCCGAAAGAUGUCCGGGUUGUACGCAGCGGCUGAGGAGACGGCUGGCUCCAGACAGGCACUCCAAGAGAAGGCGAAUGAAUAUAAAGAAAACCAGAAGAUCUCUCAUGUAUCUCUGAGACCGUUACAGGCUACAGUUUUAGAAAAAAUACCUAAGGUGUGUCUUGUCCCCUUUUCACUCAGUGAUUACAAGCCAGGCGAAUUUAAGCUCCCCAAAUCUCUAUUAAAUAAGAACUCUAAGGAUGAAGUGGCAUGUAAGAAAUGCAAGAAGAUUGAAAUACAGAAAACUUUCACAACGGUUUUAAUUCCAAAGACGAAAGGCACCACAUCUUCUAAGGCAGAAUCCACUCUGCAAAAAUCACACUUAGAUGUUCCUGUGGCAAAUAACAAACGACAACGCCUGAGCACUUUGGAUACAGCGGUCCUCGGUGUUGAUAUGGAAGGUAGUCCUGACGGAGACAGUGAUGAAGACACCACAUUAGGCCUGGAUGAUUUUUCAGGAUUGUCACCAUAUGAGAGGAAGAGACUGAAGAACAUAUCAGAAAAUGCGAACUUUUUUGCUUCGCUUCAGUUGUCUGAGUCAGCUGCAAGACUCCGUGAAAUGAUAACGAAGAGACAGCCUCCUGAAUCCAAAAGAAAGAAGCCUAAGAAGAGAGAAAAUGGGACUGGAUGUAGAAGAUCAAUGAGAUUACAAAAUGUGGAUCCUUCAGGAGUUUCAUUACCAGAAACCCCAACCCAGCCAACAGUAGUAGAAGAUGAAAAUCCUUUGUUACCUCCUGGGCCUUUAGAAAUGACUCCUGAAAACCAAGAUGAUAACAAUGAACUAUUUAAAGGAUUUCUACAGACCUGGGCAGAAGCGAGCAAGACAAGUCGUAGUAAGAACACUGAGAAGGAAUUGUCUAGCAUUAAAAGCUACAAAGCCAGUUUAGGUGGCAUGGUCAUUAGUGGAGAUACUGUUUGUAAAGUUACCAAAGGUUCAGUACUGUCUAUGGCUCUUCAUCCAUCAGAAAUUAGAACUUUGGUGGCAGCUGGGGCCAAAUAUGGGCAAGUUGGACUUUGGGAUGUGACUCACCAACCUAAAGAAGAUGGAGUUUAUGUUUUUCAACCCCAUAGUCAGCCGGUUAGUUGUCUUUACUUCUCACCUGCCAAUCCGGCUCACAUACUGUCCCUGAGCUAUGAUGGCACACUACGCUGUGGGGAUUUUUCCAAGGCUGUUUUUGAAGAGGUAUACAGAAACGAGAGAAGUAGCUUUUCCUCCUUUGACUUCUUGGCCGAAGAUGCCUCCUCUUUAAUAGUAGGACACUGGGAUGGAAGUAUGUCAUUAGUGGAUAGAAGGACACCUGGAGCUUCUUAUGAAAAACUUAUCAGUUCUUCUAUGAGAAAAAUAAGAACUGUUCAUGUCCAUCCAGUGCAUAGACAGUAUUUCAUAACUGCAGGAUUGAGUGAUGUUCAUCUUUAUGAUGCUAGGCGCCUGAAUCCCAAGGGAAGCCAGCCUUUGAUUUCUUUGACUGAACACACAAAGAGCAUCGCUUCUGCUUAUUUUUCACCUUUUACUGGUAACAGAGUAGUGACCACAUGUGCUGAUUGUAAGCUGAGAAUCUUUGACAGCAGCUGUAUGUCCUCUCAGAUUCCUCUCCUCACCACCAUCAGGCACAACACCAUUACUGGGCGAUGGCUGACCAGAUUUCAAGCUGUGUGGGACCCUAAACAAGAAGACUGUGUCAUAGUUGGCAGCAUGGCCCAUCCACGACAGGUGGAAAUCUUCCAUGAGACAGGAAAGCGGGUGCAUUCUUUUCUUGAUGGAGAAUGCCUUGCCUCUGUGUGUUCCAUCAAUGCUAUGCACCCAACUCAGUAUAUUUUGGCUGGAGGUAAUUCCAGUGGGAAGAUACAUGUUUUUAUGAGUUAAGAAAGUUGCUGGGUUUUUGGUUUAGCAAUACUAGUUUGUUCAAAUUAAUUAGUGUUUGUUUAGCAAAUAUAAAUUGCUUUAUUAAUAGCUAUACUCAGAAUGCUUUUUUUAUUGAGGGAGAAACCUUGGAGAUUGUUUCCACAGGAUGGGAAGGAAAUAUGAGGGAGGCUAUGAUGCCUUCAGCACUUUAAUCAGACAGUGUGUUGAGAAAUUGUAACAUUAUCAGUUAUAAAGCUUUGAAUGAUAAGAAUUAAAAGCUUUUGUGGUCUGAUAUUGUUUUUAAAAAAUUUAUUGGAGUGACAUUGGUUAAUGAUAACAUCAUGUAUGUUUCAGGCAUAUGUCUUUAUACUACCACAUCUAUAUACUCUGCUGUGUG
Molecule: messenger RNA, 3162 nt
Organism: Phyllostomus discolor (pale spear-nosed bat)
Lineage: Eukaryota; Metazoa; Chordata; Mammalia; Chiroptera; Phyllostomidae
Gene: WDR76
Product: WD repeat domain 76
Exons: 15
Coding region: 675-2786 (703 amino acids)
Biological process (GO): regulation of DNA damage checkpoint
Cellular component (GO): nucleus
Molecular function (GO): DNA binding; protein binding
Source: RefSeq, a predicted model, not a curated record